UCAGAGCGCGCGCUCCUCUCGCGCCGCCAGUGGUCGUUGCUCCUGCUCUCACGCCCGCUCGCUGCUCUUCAUCUCUCUAUCAUCGGGGAGAGUGUGCUGUUUCUCUCUCCCUGCCCCAGACCCAGACCCUCCUCCUCCGGCAGCCCGUCCAUCUCAGCGCAUCGGCGAAGAGUUUAUGGGGAGAGUGGCCGCUCCCUACAGCGGCCCCGGCAGGAUCGUGUCCUUUCUCACAGCAGUUCCUUCUUGCUUAUCCUGCAAACAGCAGCAGCAGCGGCGGCGACAUCAUCAUCACUCUGCGGCAGUGGACCGGGGCAGGAGGAGGAUGAGCGAGCAGGGCAAGAGUGGCUCGUCCACGCCAGCGAGCGGGACACCAGUCCCGGGCUCCGACACAUACAAAGGCUGGCUCUUUAAAUGGACUAACUACAUUAAAGGUUACCAGCGCAGAUGGUUCGUGCUCAGCAAUGGACUGCUGUCCUAUUACAGGACGCAGGCGGAGAUGGCCCAUACGUGUCGUGGCACCAUCAACUUGGCCACAGCGCACAUCGACACAGAAGACGCCUGCAACAUUGUUCUGAGCAGCGGGGGGCGCACCUAUCAUCUUAAAGCCAGCACAGAGGUGGAGAGGCAGAGAUGGGUCACAGCACUGGAGCUGGCUAAGGCCAAAGCCAUCCGAAUGAUGAACGAUCAGUCCGAUGACUCGGCGGACGAGGAACCCACGUCUCAGUCAGACCACAGUGAGAUCCAGGGCACUCUCAAGACUCUGGCCAGUAAGUUGGAUGACUUGAGCACAUGCAAUGACCUGAUAGCCAAGCACGGAGCGGCACUGCAGCGUUCUUUGAGUGAGCUCGAGACCUUGCGUGUGCCUCUGGAGGGAGGAGAGAAAAUCAAGGCUGUCAAUGAGAGAGCCACCCUCUUUCGCAUCACCUCCAAUGCUAUGAUCAAUGCUUGCCGAGAUUUCUUGGACCUGGCAGAGAGCCACAGCCGCAGAUGGCAGCGAGUACUUCAGCAUGAGCGAGAGCAACGCACCCACCUGGAGGAGACCAUCGAGCAGCUAGCCAAGCAGCACAACAGCCUGGAACGAGCCUGGAGAGAAGCCCCCACGCACGCCGUCAACACGCCCGAUACGCCCACCACUGACACGGGAGUGGGUGAAAGGUCCAGGAAAGAGGAAGCGAGUGAUGAAGAUGAGGAUACAGAGUUUUUUGAUGCCAUGGAGGACUCACCUGCCUUUAUAACAGUGACUGCCACGGACCCCUCUCAACACAGGCGUUCUCAGAGUAAUCUCAGUGGUGCUAGCGGAGGACAGCCCAGUGACUGCAACCAGGAAGACAAUUGUUCUGUGUGCAGUAAUGACUUUUCAGGGAAAGAGUUGCAGCCUCACAGGAAGAGGCGGACCCAAAUCCCAGAGAAGCCCAACUAUUCGCUCAAUCUGUGGAGCAUCAUGAAGAAUUGCAUUGGCAAAGAGCUCUCUAAGAUCCCAAUGCCUGUGAACUUCAACGAGCCCCUGUCGAUGCUGCAGCGCUUGACGGAGGAUUUGGAGUACUACGAGCUGCUGGAUAAGGCGGCGCGCUGUGAGAACUCUCUGGAGCAGAUGUGUCUGGUCGCAGCCUUCUCUGUCUCCUCAUACUCCACCACAGUGCAUCGGACGGCCAAGCCCUUCAACCCUCUUCUGGGAGAGACCUACGAACUGGACCGCCUAGAGGAAUUCGGCUACCGUUCCAUUUGUGAGCAGGUCAGUCAUCAUCCGCCGGCAGCCGCUCAUCAUGUGAUGUCACAGCGAGGCUGGACCCUGUGGCAGGAAAUCACCAUCGCUAGCAAGUUCCGUGGCAAAUACCUCUCCAUCAUGCCUCUGGGUGCGAUCCACCUGCACUUUCAUGCGAGUGGAAACCACUACGUGUGGCGUAAAGUCACCUCCACCGUCCACAACAUCAUCGUGGGCAAACUGUGGAUCGAUCAGUCAGGAGAUAUUGAUAUAGUCAACCACACGACCAAAGAGACCUGUCAGCUCAAGUUCUCUCCCUACAGUUACUUUUCAAGGGAAGUCCCACGAAAGGUCACAGGGGUGGUGAUGGACAGUGACGGCCAGGCCCACUACAUCCUGUCAGGCACAUGGGACGAUAAGAUGGAGAGUGCCAAGAUCGUGCAGAGCAGCCGAGGAAGCAGCAGCUCUGAGGGCAAACAGAAGACGGUCUAUCAGACUCUUACCCCCAAACUGCUGUGGAAGAAAUACCCUCUACCAGAGAAUGCUGAGAACAUGUACCAUUUCUCCUCUCUGGCUUUGACCCUGAACGAGGAAGAAGAGGGUGUCUGUUUGACGGACAGCAGGCUGAGGCCAGACCAGCGGCUGAUGGAAGCGGGACGCUGGGAUGAGGCCAACGCAGAGAAACAAAGGCUAGAGGAGAAGCAGAGAGCAACGAGGAGGAGGAGAGAUGCUGAGGCAACCGAUGCCAUAGAUGAAGGACGAGACUUUGAGUGCUACAGGCCGCUGUGGUUCCAACAGAGGACGGAUGAAAUGACAGGAGAGACUAGUUUUGUUUAUAAGGGGGGUUACUGGGAGGCCAAAGACAGACAGGACUGGAAUAUGUGUCCUGUGAUCUUCUGAACCCACAAAACACUUGACUAACUC
Molecule: messenger RNA, 2626 nt
Organism: Rhinichthys klamathensis goyatoka
Lineage: Eukaryota; Metazoa; Chordata; Actinopteri; Cypriniformes; Leuciscidae
Gene: osbp2b
Product: oxysterol binding protein 2b
Exons: 14
Coding region: 176-2602 (808 amino acids)
Cellular component (GO): cytosol; intracellular membrane-bounded organelle; membrane
Molecular function (GO): cholesterol binding
Source: RefSeq, a predicted model, not a curated record